AUGGAUUACUGUUCAUUACAGCUUGCUCAUACCUUGUCACCCAAAAAUGGAAUGAAAUGGAAAGUGACAGAAUUUGUUGUCACCGACGUCGCUAAGGAAAGCUGUGAUGUCGAAGACGGGUCCGUAGCUAUGAUACCUCGGCGAACAGUUCUUCAUUGUUACUGCAACUACGUCGUUGCAUUCCGUUAUCGUCGUUCCACUUCCAAGCCAACAGUCAUGGCCUACCUGAGCGAGCCUAGCAUGAGAAAAGGAAAGUUGACCAACGUGAUCUGA
Necator americanus (New World hookworm) is the source of this 273-nucleotide messenger RNA. RefSeq lists its product as uncharacterized. The record is from RefSeq and is a predicted model, not a curated record. Bases 1 to 273 code for a protein of 90 amino acids. The transcript is spliced from 3 exons. NCBI's taxonomy places the organism in Eukaryota, Metazoa, Nematoda, Chromadorea, Rhabditida, Ancylostomatidae.